AACUAUUGAUAUCAGUUGAAACAUCCUCGUCCAGAAUCGAAUCGGAUUGUCUACUACGACGAAGAUAUUUUCGGCUCGCUCGGACGAAAGUAUUGCAAAGCAUAACAAAUAUCUCAAACAUAAAGAAGAAUCAUAAUAGAUCAAUUUGAGCUGGAUCAGGAAGCGAGUCCAUUGAACGACCAUGUCCGCACCUACACCAGUACUUGUUUCAGGUUCCUCUCCCGGCCCCUCCUCUCCAUCACCAAAGACAGAGAAAGAUGGAGAAAUGAUUCCCAAUGCUACCUCGAACAAUCGUAGCAGUUGCAUCCGAAAGACCUCCUCCACAAUCAAGAAGAUUUUAUCCAUGGCCUUGAUCCUCUUUUCGGUGAUUGUAAUAUCGGCUGCUAUAAUCACAAAACAAACGGUUGCCACCGGAGAGAACAACGUUCAUCCUAUAUUGGCCCUUGCCGUCUUUUGGUUGUCGCUUUUUUGGCUUUCGGUCAUGGAGGGCGGUCUCAACUGCAUGGUUGGACUCCAGCCUAUUUCACAAUGCCUUUACAAGAAAUCUCACCCCAAAACCUACCGGUGUACCAGCGUAGCUCAUAAGAGCCAGAACAUCGAGCGCUUUAUCGUGGGCCGCCAGUAUCUGGAUCUCAUGAUUGUUUUCAUCACUUCUUUUAUGGUUUCCGCUAUUGAUGGUGCCUCUGUCUUGGGACUACCAAAAAUUGUUAACGUUAUCUUUUUKGGAAGUGAUCUGGCAGUCAUUCUAUGUACAAUUGUCUUCGGACAGCUCAUCGCACAGAUUAACUGUGCCCACAGCAUGCUGGAUUUUAUCAACAACUGGGUGAUGGUCGCCUCCACAUACAUUGCCCUAUGCGUGGAGGCCUCGGGCAUAUUGCAUGCUGUCUACUUUGUCCAGAUUAUAUUCACUAAGAUUGUUGACUACAAACAUUCAAAGGAGCAGGAGCUGAAUGCUUCGAAGAAUAACAGCAGCGGCAAGUCCUCUACCAAAACGAUGAACACGUCUGUCGAUUCCAGAGAUUCCAGCAGCGAAGAAGAAUCCGACGAAUCCUCUUCGGACGAGAAGUUUGAGAUUAAAUGUGACCACUACGAGUCAAGUUUGUCUCCCAGCAAAAAGAGUCUUUACCAAAAGAUCUUUUUCUGGAUACGUGUGGUCUUUUCGCUUGCUAUCUCCAUCUUUGCCAUAGUUGUCUUUUCGACCGCUCUCGUAAAUGGAGAUACAACGGUUCGGGACAAUAUCCCUGUCGCUGUCUCUUUUGUGAGUCUGCUUGUACUUUUGGUACUUGGAGGUUUCAUGGAAGCAUUGCAGAUUGCCUUGUUUGCUGUGAAGCACCUUCCAUCAGAAUGUAUUGAAGCGAAUCCCACAGCUAAGCGCAACUGCGAGUAUAUCCUCGGCAAAGCAGGAAGCAGCAAACGGGACAAUGAUAAAAAUAGCCGUCUUCAGUCGUUUCUGGUGGGCCGCCAAAUCUCCCAGACCGUCAUCAUGUUUAUGAUUGCCCGUAUCAUCACGGUCGAAAUGAAGGUUGAAGGCGAAACACUAUUUGGAGUUACGCCCCAGAUCCAAUCCGUCUUUUUUGACAGCGGUUUGUUGAACGCAUUGGUCUCGACAAUUUUUGCCAGCUUAUCGUGGAGAGUCACGGCCAACUUUUUCCCGAUGCUCUAUAUUGGGUGUCCGUUGAGCAUCUGGAUCAUUCGCUUGUGCCUAGUGGUAGAAGGCACAGGCAUUUGCGACGCGGCCUGGACCUUAGCGAAGAUCCCGGCAUACCUUGUGGGAUAUAAGAGCGAUGAUGAAUGGAUCGGAGAUUCAAUAUACACGAACGAGAAAGACCUCGAGACAGGAGGGCUAGAGAACACRAUUCUCACUAAGGAACGCUCCACUGUCUCCGAGGAAACCGAGUGGAGCGCGGAGGAAUGCUGAAGUUCUUCGUGUGCGUGCGUGUAAAAUAGACCAUGAAUUUUUGUAUUAUUGUCAUUUGUCUCCAUUAAAAUAAUGAUGCAACACAAAGAAUCGAAAUAUAGUUUAUUGUUGCCUGGAUUAAGAAUAAUUUUCCAGAUCUUUAAGUUCCUUUAACAACCUGCCUUGAGGAAGUAGAUUCCACGAUGAAGAUGAAUCGUUUGUUACUCAACAGAAUCAUCAUCAUACCAAUAUCUGUAUCAGGAUAAAACAUUAGGAACUUA
Pseudo-nitzschia multistriata is the source of this 2178-nucleotide messenger RNA. NCBI's taxonomy places the organism in Eukaryota, Bacillariophyta, Bacillariophyceae, Bacillariales, Bacillariaceae. The record is from the annotation of a GenBank genome assembly.